Dermacentor andersoni is the source of this 939-nucleotide messenger RNA. RefSeq lists its product as uncharacterized. The record is from RefSeq and is a predicted model, not a curated record. Lineage: Eukaryota; Metazoa; Arthropoda; Arachnida; Ixodida; Ixodidae.
ACGUCUUCACAAGGCUUCUACAGUCCAAGACCGUGACCAUGGCCCGUCUCUUUGUUGCCUGCGUGCUCGCCGCGUCCGUGGCCUGCGGGGCCUCCUACCAGCAGAGCGUGCAGUGGGGCGGUGGACCGAUGGGUGGAGGCUUUGGUUCAAGCAGCGGUGGCAGCCUCGGCGGGGGGCUCGGCGGCGGCCUCGGCGGCAGCCUAGGCGGCUUCGGCGGUUCCGGCGGAAUGGGCAGUUCUGGCUCCGGCAGUGGCGGCUUCGGUUCCAGCUUCGGCGGUUCCGGCGGAAUGGGCAGUUCUGGCUCCGGCAGUGGCGGCUUCGGUUCCAGCUUUGGAGGUGCCGGCGGCGGCCUCAGCUCACAGGGUUAUGGAAGCGGUGGAUACAUUGGGUCCCAGGCAGGACCUUCUUACAGUGGAUUAGGAGGUGGUUCAGGCAGUGGAAGCGGUCUCGGCGGACUCGGCGGCGGUCUCAGCGGACUCGGUGGCGGUCUCAGCGGACUCGGCGGUGGACUCGGUGGUGGACUCGGCAGUGGACUCGGCAGUGGACUCGGCAGUGGACGCGGCAGUGGACUCGGCGGCGGACUUGGUGGAGGACUCGGCAGUAGACUCGGCGGCGGACUGGGCGGUGGACUCGGCAGUGGACUCGGCGGUGGACUCGGCGGUUCCGGCUACGGCAGUGGCGGCUAUGGUUCUGGCUCUGGCUACGGUUCCGGUUCUGGCCUCAGCUCACAAGGUUUCGGAAGCGGUGGAUUCUUUGGGUCGAAUGGAGGACCUUCUUACAGCGGAUUUGGAGGGGGUUCCGGCAGCUUCGGUGGCCAGAGACAGCAACUGAUGCAACAGCGUCUGUGAACACCAUGAAGAGCAAGGAAAAGAGAAACCGUGGGGAGAUGCUGGCUGCAGUAUAAUAAAACAACUUCGGUCUCAGACCGAGAGAAAUGCA